AUGGCAGUUAGUCGCUCAUUAGGUAAACAUUCCCGGGUCCUUAUCUCGGAGAUAGGGUCGAGUGGCUCGGCUCGACAUACCGGCACGGCACCUAUUUAAAGGACGACUGGGAUUGUUCAAACAUUUACUGACGCAGCAGCCUUACCUGUCACCAUGCUUGUGUUUAAAUGUGUUCUCCCAUUUCUAAUUGUGUGUUUGGUGCAGGGAGUUUAUUGCAAACCAACAAGUAAUGAGCUAACCGAGGGCCGUGGGAUUGGAUCAUCGAUCUGGGGAUGGAUCACGUAUCCCUUCACGGGGUGGUGGGGCUCUUCAGACACCGAGGCUCCGCCUCAAACCGAUCUCCUCAACGGGUCGACUACCAUAGGCCCGUACGACAACGUCGAGAUCGCGUCUCGGAACCUCACGAUUUGGUGCAACGACCACACCUGCACUACUAUGAAAUGCGAUAAAACUGCAUGUGUGAAUGUUACGUGUAACAUUUAUGACACAUAUGUUACGGGGCAAUGUCGAGAGUACAACAUGGGCUUGAAGCCAGAGGAGCCCAAGCCAUCACUACCCACCGAGCCCAUUCCUACUUCGACCUCUGAAGCGGUUGCCGCGGUGUCAGAGUCGUCAACCGCGCCUAUAGUGCCAGUCCACCAAACCGAAGAACCAGCGGAACACCCCUUAGAGCUGGAAGCUGUACUAUCUUCCACAGUCACCAAAGGGAACCCUGACGUACCGCCUCAAAAAGAGAAAGUGGACAAAUCGAGUACUCAAAAUAAGAUCUAAACUCAACCUCAACUGAAGAUUCCGAAGCAACAUCAACUUUGAUUCUAGCAGUAAAAGACUUGCUCAGCAACUACGCUCAUUUAAUGAUAGAGCGCUUCGCAACCGCUCUCGCAGACAGCCUGAUGAUUCAGCUCAAUAUCAACUCGCAGUGUGUAGAUGGAACGUGUUACUACGCUUUAUGUGAAAAGGAUAAUUGUCAAGUGCAGUACUGCCAAUAUCAUUUGGUAACUGGAGCCAAAACUUGCUCUAGCAGGCCAUUUGUCCCGCUUAUGCCGACUACGACGCCCGGUUUGGAAUAUUCUAGCGAUAGUAAAGUUGUUAGUAACAAUGAUGAGGAUAACAGUAUCAGUUUGUUUGAUAGAAUUUUAAACUAAUGUUAUCGAAAUUG
Cydia strobilella is the source of this 1159-nucleotide messenger RNA. RefSeq lists its product as uncharacterized. Bases 154 to 771 code for a protein of 205 amino acids. The transcript is spliced from 3 exons. NCBI's taxonomy places the organism in Eukaryota, Metazoa, Arthropoda, Insecta, Lepidoptera, Tortricidae. The record is from RefSeq and is a predicted model, not a curated record.